GUCAAGUUUUUGAAAUGUGUCACAUAUCUCCGGGUGUUGGCCUUUAUCUUGACUUGAUAAAUAAUUUUAAAUUAAAUAUAAGCUUUAAUUUAAUGGUUUUAAGUUUUAGAAUCCCACUUUACUAAUAUUUUAUGUUUUAAAAGUUUAUUUGCUAUUAAGUUUCGAAAUACCUAACCUAAAAUGUGGAAAGCAGCCGCAGGACAUCAAAUAAAUAUUGGAAAUGUAAAUACCGAAGAUGAUGAAUGGGAAACUGAUCCAGAUUUUGUUAAUGAUGUAGAUGAACAAGAACAGAGAUGGGGUUCAGCUACUGUGCAAGGGUCUGGAAGGACAGCAGGCGCCAUAGAUAUGAACAAAUUAAGAAGAGAAACAGAAGAAGCUGACGCAAAAAAGAAGAAAAAAGAAUUUGAAGAAGGCGAACAUAAUCCAUCCUAUGGUUACGGUGGUAAAUUUGGCAUAGAAAAAGACAGAAUGGACCAAUCAGCAGUAGGACAUGAGUAUGUUAGUAAAGUAGAAAAACACGCAUCCCAAAAAGAUUACAGUACAGGUUUUGGUGGAAAAUUUGGAAUACAAUCUGAUAGAAUUGAUAAGAGUGCUGUUAGUUGGGAUCACAAGGAAAAAGUUGAAAAACAUGGUUCUCAAAAAGACUAUGUUGCCGGUUUUGGAGGAAAAUUUGGAUUACAAACAGACCGGCAAGAUAAAUCAGCUGUUGGCUGGGAUCAUGUUGAAAAAGUUGAAAAACAUGAGUCGCAAAAAGAUUAUAAAACUGGUUUUGGUGGCAAAUUUGGUGUCCAAGCAGAUAGACAAGACAAAUCAGCAGUUGGGUGGGACCAUCACGAAGCCCCUCAAAAACAUGAAAGUCAAAUCGAUCAUAAAAAAGGUUUUGGGGGCAAAUUUGGGAUUCAGACUGACAGAGUGGACAAAUCUGCUGCUAGUUUUGAGCCUCCUUCUAAAGUUGGCACUAAUUAUACCAAAGUUAAGCCUGAUAUUGGUGGAGCUAAGCCUUCUGAUUUGAGAGCCAAAUUUGAAACUAUGGCACAACAAAACAAGUCGGAUGUGCAAAUCCCAUAUUCGGCACCAAGGAAAAUUGUUCAUGCCAAAGCUGUUCUAUUUUCAAAUAACAACAAAGAAUCUACAGCAAUUGCGACUCCAGAUAAAGUUUCUACACCCAAACAAUUUGAUCAAUCGAAAACCUCAUUUUUGACCCAAACUGAAGAAGAAAAUAGAACUGUUGAAACUGAUAAAGUUUCAAAAACAGUUACUAAACUUGAUCAGUCCAAAACGGCAUUCUUGACCCAACAAAAGGAACAGCCUGAAAAAGUAAUUGCGGAGGAGAAAACUCCAGAACCAAAAAAUUUAAAUGAAUUGAAAAUUGCUCAAUUGACUCAGGAUGAAGAGACUGAAAACAAAAAACAAGAAAGCAUGAUGCAAGAAGAACUGGAAUUGUUAAGACAACUGCAACAGCAGAAACAAGAUGAUGACGAUGAAGAUUCAGAUGAACAGGUUUAUGAAAAUUUCGACACUUCUACUAUAAAAAGGGCUGGAGGCCAUCACAUAGACCAAGUGCCAGCUCCUAUUGUAGAAAACACACCUUGUGAAGAGACUGAUGAAUAUAGCCAAGAAGAAAUUGUUGAUACUGGUGUAACGGCGAUAGCUCUUUAUGAUUAUCAAGCUGCCGCAGAUGAUGAAAUAUCCUUUGAUCCUGAUGAUGUAAUUACACAUAUUGACAAGAUAGAUGAAGGUUGGUGGAGAGGUUUGUGCAAAGGACGAUAUGGGUUGUUUCCCGCAAACUAUGUACAGUGCGACGAUUAACUUUAAAUAUGCUACAAUGGCCUGCGUACUUACCUGCUUCCAAAUAUUUUUAAGAUGGAUUAUAUAUUUUUAAGACAUUGCUGUAUUAUUAUUUUUG
Psylliodes chrysocephalus is the source of this 1906-nucleotide messenger RNA. Lineage: Eukaryota; Metazoa; Arthropoda; Insecta; Coleoptera; Chrysomelidae. The record is from the annotation of a GenBank genome assembly.